AUGACGGCCGACGACCAGCACUUUCUUGACGUGCUCGCCGGCAUUUCGAGCGACAUUCGCAAAUUCACCGGCGAGGUCGCUGAUGCCACAGACCGUCACUUUGAAUCCGUAGCUUCUACAAUCCGGGAGACGUUAGCUACCACCACAUGGCUUCCCGCAUCCGCCCGUCCGUCCCCGCCGUCUCGAGUAAUCCAGAAAACGCCUGCGGGCUUCCUUCAGCGCGUGCAGGACUGGGUUUCGCGUAACCGUGCCAUCACCGCUGCCGUAAUUGCUUUUGUAGGCACGGGCGCCAUCGUGAUGUAUCAACAGAAGAAAUCGUAUACGAGGAAGCGCAGGGCGAGGCGCGCCAGCAACGGCGCACGGAGAGAAGUCAUCGUCAUAGCCGGGCCGCCGAACUCGCCGAUUACGAAGUCGCUCGCGCUGGAUCUCGAGCGCCGUGGCUUCAUUGUAUACGUGGUGGUGAACUCACCGGAAGAGGAGCAGAUCGUGCGCGACGAGUCGAGAGUGGAUAUUCGACCUCUCCUAUUGGACAUCGUUGACCCACUCAACGCUCAGUACACUAUUGAACGCUUCAACAACACGCUGCUGAGCCCUCACCAUGCAUUCCCAGGGGCUUCAGCGCAUAAUCUUAACUUUGCAGGUUUGGUGCUGGUACCGGACCUCAUCUACCCCUCAGGGCCUGUGGAGACAAUUUCUCCGGAAUAUUGGUCGGACGCCCUGAACGCCAAGGUGCUCAAUACCGUCGCGACGACCCAAGCGUUCCUGCCAGUCGUGUGCCAGUUCAAGGCGCGGAUGCUGCUGCUGACGCCGAAUGUGGUGUCGUCGCUGCGGCCGCCGUUCCACGGGGUGGAGAGCACCGUGGUGGGCGCGCUGGAGGGAUUCGCGGCAUCCCUGAGCGGUGAGCUGAGCACGAUCGGUAUCGACCUGUGUCACAUAAAGCUCGGGACAUUCGACUGCAGCAGUGUCGGCAACAAGCAGUACCUGCAGAGCAUCCGCGACCGACAGACAGACGCAUGGCCGGCGGGAGCGCGGGCGCUGUACGCGGACAACUACGUGACACAGAGCCGGAUUGCGCGCAGCAGAGGGCUGUUCCCAGAGAACGGCAGCACGGCUAAGGGCAGCCACCUGCGCGAGCUGCACAAUGCGGUCUUCGAUGCACUGACCCGCAAGCGGCCGCAGAAGGUGUGGAGGGUUGGUAGGGGCAGCGUGGCGUACGAUAUAGUUGGUAGCUGGGUGCCGGGCGGGCUGGUCAGGUGGAUGCUUGGGAUCCGACCAGGGGGACAGGCGGCGGCAGAGCCACAGCUAAUGGACAGCGUGCAGGCGUGGGAGAAAGUUGAGGCCUCGGGCUAG
Molecule: messenger RNA, 1350 nt
Organism: Lasiodiplodia theobromae
Lineage: Eukaryota; Fungi; Ascomycota; Dothideomycetes; Botryosphaeriales; Botryosphaeriaceae
Exons: 3
Coding region: 1-1350 (449 amino acids)
Source: RefSeq, a predicted model, not a curated record